Messenger RNA from Colletotrichum spaethianum, 1251 nucleotides. Its product is annotated as ankyrin repeat domain-containing protein 50. The record is from RefSeq and is a predicted model, not a curated record. NCBI's taxonomy places the organism in Eukaryota, Fungi, Ascomycota, Sordariomycetes, Glomerellales, Glomerellaceae. Gene Ontology annotation, cellular component: cytoplasm. Gene Ontology annotation, molecular function: protein binding; aspartic-type endopeptidase activity. Gene Ontology annotation, biological process: proteolysis. The coding region runs from base 1 to 1251 and encodes 416 amino acids. The transcript has a single exon.
AUGGCAUUUGGAGGCCAUAAGGAGGUCGUCCAGAUGCUUCUCGACAAGGGAGCAGACGUCAACGUCCAGGGCGGCCACUUCGGCAACGCUCUCCAAGUCGCUUCAUACGGAGGUCACAAAGAGGUCGUCCAGAUGCUUCUAGACAAAGGAGCAGACGUCAACGCCCAGGGCGGCGAGUACGGCAACGCUCUCCAGGGCGCUUCAUACGGAGGUCACGAAGAGAUCGUCCAGAUGCUUCUAGACAAGGGAGCAGACGUCAACGCCCAGGGCGGCCCCUACGGCAACGCUCUCCAAGCUGCUUCAUUUGGAGGCCACAAGGAGGUCGUCCAGAUACUCCUCGACAAGGGAGCAGAGGUCCACGCCCAGGGCGGCGAGUACGGCAACGCUCUCCAGGGCGCUUCAUAUGGGGGCCACAAAGAGAUCGUCCAGAUGCUUCUCGACAAGGGAGCAGACGUCAACGCCCAGGGCGGCGAGUACGGCAACGCUCUCCAAGCUGCUUCAUUUGGAGGCCACAAGGAGGUCAUCCAGAUACUCCUCGACAAGGGAGCAGACAUUGGAAACGCUCUCCAAGCUGCUUCAUACGGAGGCCACAAGGAGAUCGUCCAGAUGCUUCUCGACAAGGGAGCAGACAUCAACGCCCAGGGUGGCAACAUCGGCAACGCUCUCCAAGCUGCUUCAUUUGGAGGCCACAAGGAGGUCGUCCAGAUACUCCUCGACAAGGGAGCACACGUCAACGCCCAGGGCGGCCACUUCGGCAACGCUCUCCAGGGCGCUUCAUAUGGGGGCCACAAAGAGAUCGUCCAGAUGCUUCUCGACAAGGGAGCAGAGGUCCACGCCCAGGGCGGCGAGUACGGCAACGCUCUCCAAGCCGCUUCAGACGAAGGUCACAAAGAGAUCGUCCAGAUGCUCGUCAACAAGGGAGCAGACGUCAAUACUCAGGGCGGCCACUUCGGCAGUGCUCUUCAAGCUGCUUCGCUUAGAGGCCACAAGGAGAUCGUCCAGAUGCUCCUCAACAAGGGAGCAGACAUCACGGUCGCUAAUGAGGGCGGAUGGACACCGUUCUAUUCAGCCUCAGGCAGCGGCCAUCUCGAGGUUGUCAAACUGCUUCUCGACAAGGGAGCAGACAUCACAGUUGCUGAUAACGAUGGAUGGACGCCGCUUCACGCAGCAUCAGGCAGCAGCCAUCUUGAGGUAGUCAAGCUGCUUCUCGACAAGGGAGCAGACAUCACGGUCGCUGACAAAGAUGGAUGA